AUGGCCAAGUCAAUAAUCGGCGCACUCGCGCUGGCCUCGCUGCCGUCUGCCCUUGCUUUCCGCAACACGUCGCCCUACUUCCUCUUCUCCACCGCCGACUUGAACAUCCCCUCUGACGAUGCCGACGUCGCCCGCGCCAAUGUUGUCGUCGACCAGAUGGCCUCGGCACUCGAAGGAUGCCCUACGAAGACGUAUUUCGUCGUGCGACAGAACGGUGUCUCCUCCGCCGACUUCAGCGAUGCAAGCCGGUCCGCACCGCGAUUAGCCAGCUACCUGAGCGGCAAGAGCGAAUAUGUGAAGAGCACUUUAGUUGUGCCAGAGGUCAUUGAAGAAAACUUCACGGCGCAGGGAAUCUCGAAGUACCUUGAAAGCAAAUGCGGGGCCGAAGUGUUGCGAGAAGACCAGACCCCAUCCCACAGCGACAAGCAGCGCGUUGUACAAGUGUCGUUCGCUGCGCCCUCUGUAGACAGAGACCUUCGACCGACUGAACUAGAGCAGAGGGAUAACGACCUCCAGCAGCUCAUCUCGAAACUCGCUGAUUUCGAGGACUUCACCGUCAUCUACACCUCCACUCCUCAUACCAAGUUCCAUUCGGAACACCCACCGUACGAGAUGGAGACCCCCUUCGGUGGCGAAGUACAAAUGGAGCUGAAGCGUGACCUCUCCGCCCACAAGCGCGCUCUCAACGGCAAAGCCGGCCUCUUCGAGAAGUACCAGUACUUCACGCCGGGACUUUUCAUGGGUUUCUCCGCCAUGGUCCCGCUUUUCCUUAUCAUCGUGGUCGGUGUCAAGGCUCUUUUGAGCCUGGAAGUUUCGUAUUUCGCAUUCAGCAAAGAGAUGGGCCCGGCUGCUCAGCGACAGCAGAAGUAG
Didymosphaeria variabile is the source of this 870-nucleotide messenger RNA. RefSeq lists its product as uncharacterized. The record is from RefSeq and is a predicted model, not a curated record. Gene Ontology annotation, biological process: (1->6)-beta-D-glucan biosynthetic process; fungal-type cell wall biogenesis. The transcript is spliced from 3 exons. Gene Ontology annotation, cellular component: endoplasmic reticulum membrane. NCBI's taxonomy places the organism in Eukaryota, Fungi, Ascomycota, Dothideomycetes, Pleosporales, Didymosphaeriaceae. The coding region runs from base 1 to 870 and encodes 289 amino acids.